Nerophis lumbriciformis (worm pipefish) is the source of this 885-nucleotide messenger RNA. The record is from RefSeq and is a predicted model, not a curated record. NCBI's taxonomy places the organism in Eukaryota, Metazoa, Chordata, Actinopteri, Syngnathiformes, Syngnathidae.
GAAAUGAUUCGAACUCCCGAUGCGCGAACGAGGGACAAUCAGACCAAGAGGAUCCGGGAGAACAUUAGCAAUGUUAAAAAACACUUUGGCGAGCUGUGCGCCAUGUUCGCCGCGUACGGCCGCAAGACCGCCAAGCUGCGCGACGAGGCCGACGCGCUGGUGCGAGAGAUCGCCGACUACGCCGACACCGAGACGCCGGGGCUCAAGAAAAGCGUGAAGUGUUACGCCGAACACCUGGCCAAGAUUCAGGACUACCGGCAAGCCCAGGUGGAGCGACUGGAAGCCAAAGUCAUCGAGCCGCUCAAAGGCUACGGCGCGCUGGUGCGGCGGAAACGGGAGGACGUGAAGGUGGCCUGCGGCGCCAGGAAGCACGAGUCCAGAAAGAUGGAGCAGCUGGAACGAACUCGACAGCGAAACCCGGGCGACCGGCAAGUCAUCUCCCAGGCCGAGAGCGAGUUGCAGCGAGCCACCGUAGACGCCGCGCGCACCACGCGCCAGCUGGAGGAGACCAUCGACGACUUUGAGAAGCAAAAGAUUCAAGACAUCAAGAGGAUCCUGUGCGAUUUUGCGUGCGUGGAGAUGACCUUCCACGCCAAAGCCUUGGAGCUCUACACGCUGGCCUACCAGAGCAUGGACGGCGUGGACGAGGAGGACGACCUGGAGGUGUUCAGGAGCUCGCUGCGUCCGCCCGACUACCCGCCGCGCGCCAACUCUCGCGCGUCUUUGGACGGGACCGCCUCCUCCUUCCUGACCUCGACGGUGGCGCUCCAGAGGGCCUUGGGCCGGCCGGCCGGAGAAGAGGGAGAAUCGGAAGAAGAGGAAGAAGAAGAAGAGGACGAGGAGGAGGAGGAGGAAGAAGAAGAGUCUGAGGAGGAAACUCGAUGA